AUGUUCACCAAGAAGAUUGUCGGCACGGCCAACGCCACCGCUGGCGGCUGGGGCAACCUGGGGGGCGGCGUGACGCAGCUGGUGAUGCCCCAGAUCAUGCUCGGCUUCCUCUCGGCGACGGACAAUGACAUCGACCGCUCGUGGCGCCUCUGCAUGAUCGUGCCGGCGGCCCUCCACGUCAUCUCCUCCAUCGCCGUCAUCACCGGCCGGGACUUGCCCGACGGCAACUACCGCGAGCUCGAAAAGUCGGGCGUCAAGGAGAAGAAGAACGGCUUCAAGACUUUCGCGAUCGGCGUGUCCAACGUCAACACCUGGAUCCUCACGAUCGGCUACGCCUUCUGCUUCGGCGUCGAGCUCACGAUGAACAACAAGGCGGUGAACUACUUCUACACGUACUACGCGGUCACGCCGCAGAUCGCCGGCAUCCUGGGCUCGUGCUUCGGGCUGAUGAACUUGUUCGCGCGCUCGUGGGGAGGCAUCCUCUCUGACGCCAUGAACGUCCGGUACGGCAUGCGCGGCCGCUUGUGGUCCAUGUGGGUCGUCCAGGCCCUCGAGGGGAUGAUGUGCAUCAUCAUGGGCCAGGUCACCAUCGACAUGGCGUCGCCCGACCGGAUGCUCAAGCCGGGCUCGGACGACUUUGUGCGGCCGGUGUAUAACAAGGACCCGUCCGUGCAGCCGCAGGACGGCAUGUGGGGCAUGUGGAACACGACGAACCCGCCGACGGGCUUCCCUUACACGUACAACACGGAGUACACCUUCACCAUCAACUCCACCAAGUCGGCGUGGGUCAAGCCCUGCGGCUCCAACUCGAUCAAGACUCCCGACACAGGCGUGCUCUUCUACGGCACGGAGAACGCGAUCGAGCUGCCCUUGCCGACAACCUCCAACUUCAUCGUCGUCGGCGACGUGAUGGACGAGGAGUGUGUCCGCAACCAGGGCACGCUCGGCGUCACGAUGGUGGUGAUGGUCCUCUUCUCCAUCUUCAUGGCGGAAGGCCUCCACUUUGGCGUCGUCCCUUACGUGUCGGCGCCAGCCCUGGGCGUCGUCUCGGGCAUGGUCGGCGCGGGCGGCAACUUUGGCGCUGUGAUGGGCUCCAAGUUCAUCGUGGGACCUCCCAGCGUCGGCCCCCCCUCGGUCGACAAGGGCUUCAUCAACCUCGGCGCCAUCAUCAUGGGCACCUCGCUCCUCUUCUUUGGGAUGUACUUCCCGGAGCACGGGGGCAUGCUCUUCAAGAAGGGCGCCCUCGGCAACUACGACCCGCAGCUCUACAAGCCCGUCGACGGAGAACGCGGCGCUGACCAGAUGGACUACUCCAAGGCCGCGGACAAGGUGACCAAGAAUGGUGCGAGCGUCUGA
Molecule: messenger RNA, 1356 nt
Organism: Emiliania huxleyi CCMP1516
Lineage: Eukaryota; Haptophyta; Isochrysidales; Noelaerhabdaceae
Exons: 5
Coding region: 1-1356 (451 amino acids)
Molecular function (GO): nitrate transmembrane transporter activity
Source: RefSeq, a predicted model, not a curated record